This is a messenger RNA of Capsicum annuum, 838 nucleotides long. RefSeq names its product cytochrome P450 CYP72A219-like. The transcript has 2 exons. Gene Ontology annotation, molecular function: oxidoreductase activity, acting on paired donors, with incorporation or reduction of molecular oxygen; monooxygenase activity; heme binding. The record is from RefSeq and is a predicted model, not a curated record. NCBI's taxonomy places the organism in Eukaryota, Viridiplantae, Streptophyta, Magnoliopsida, Solanales, Solanaceae. Bases 19 to 624 code for a protein of 201 amino acids.
ACUUAAAAGAACAAAAGGAUGAUGCAAAUCGUUAAUGAAUUAAGAGCACUUAUAGUAGGAAUUAUCAAUAAAAGAAUGAGGAUGGUUGAGGUUGGAGAAACACAUGAUGACUUAUUAAGUAUACUAUUGACAUCCAAUUUACAAGAAAUUCAACAACAUGGACAUAAGAAAUUUGGUAUGAGUAUUGAUGAGGUGAUUGCAGAGUGUAAACUAUUCUAUUUUGCUGGGCAAGAGACUACUUCAACUUUACUUGUAUGGACAAUGAUUUUAUUGUGCAAAUAUCCUAUUUGGCAAGAAAGAGCUAGAGAAGAAGUUCUACAAGUGUUUGGAAGUGAUGAACUUGAUUAUGGCAAGUUGAAUCAACUAAAAGUAGUGACUAUGAUCUUUAAUGAGGUCUUAAGGUUGUACCCAUCAGCAUAUGUGAUUAAUCGAAUGGUUAACACAGAAAAGAAGUUAGGGAAUUUGUGCUUACCUUCUGGGGUGCAACUCAUAUUACCAACAAUUUUGUUGCAUCAUGAUACUGAAAUAUGGGGAGAUGAUGCAAUGGAGUUUAAUCCAGAGAGAUUUAGUGAAGGAAUAUCAAAAGCAACAAAAGGACAAGUUGUGUUUUUUCCAUUUAGUUAGGGUCCAAGAAUAUGCAUUGGCCAAGACUUUGCUAUGUUAGAGGCAAAAAUGGGAAUGGCCAUGUUUCUCAAACACUAUGCAUUUGAACUUUCUCCAUCUUACGCUCAUGCUCCUCAUCCACUAUUGCUUCAACCUCAAUAUGAUGAUCAAUUAAUCAUGUACAAGUUGUAGAAGUAGUCAUGUAUUGUUUUUUGAGGCAUGCUAUGUUUAUUGU